Acomys russatus (golden spiny mouse) is the source of this 7376-nucleotide messenger RNA. RefSeq names its product calcium voltage-gated channel auxiliary subunit alpha2delta 1 (gene Cacna2d1). Lineage: Eukaryota; Metazoa; Chordata; Mammalia; Rodentia; Muridae. The coding region runs from base 92 to 3403 and encodes 1103 amino acids. Gene Ontology annotation, molecular function: voltage-gated calcium channel activity. The record is from RefSeq and is a predicted model, not a curated record. The transcript is spliced from 39 exons. Gene Ontology annotation, cellular component: L-type voltage-gated calcium channel complex.
CGGCGCCCCGGCUUGGUUCCCCCUUCGGCCGUAGCGUGCAGCCCCGCCGCCUCCGGGCCGGCAAGGAGGGCACUGAUCUUCGAUCGCGAAGAUGGCUGCUGGCUGCCUGCUGGCCUUGACUCUGAUACUUUUCCAAUCUUGGCUGAUCGGCCCCUCAAGCGAAGAGCCCUUCCCUCCGGCCGUCACUAUCAAAUCAUGGGUGGAUAAGAUGCAAGAAGACCUGGUGACACUUGCAAAAACAGCCAGUGGCGUGACUCAGCUUGCUGAUAUUUAUGAAAAAUACCAAGAUCUGUAUACUGUGGAGCCAAAUAAUGCACGCCAGCUGGUGGAAAUUGCAGCCCGAGACAUUGAGAAACUUCUGAGCAACAGAUCCAAAGCUCUGGUGCGCCUGGCUAUGGAAGCAGAGAAAGUCCAAGCAGCCCACCAGUGGAGGGAAGAUUUUGCAAGCAAUGAAGUUGUUUACUACAAUGCAAAGGAUGAUCUUGAUCCUGAAAGAAAUGAAAGUGAGCCAGGCAGCCAACGGAUUAAACCUGUGUUUAUUGAAGAUGCUAAUUUUGGACGCCAGAUAUCCUAUCAGCAUGCAGCGGUCCAUAUUCCCACGGACAUCUAUGAGGGAUCAACUAUAGUGUUAAACGAACUCAACUGGACAAGUGCCUUAGAUGAAGUUUUCAAAAAAAAUCGAGAUGAAGACCCUACAUUGCUGUGGCAAGUGUUUGGCAGUGCCACUGGCCUGGCCCGGUAUUAUCCAGCUUCUCCAUGGGUGGAUAAUAGUAGAACUCCAAACAAAAUUGAUCUGUAUGAUGUACGCAGAAGACCAUGGUACAUCCAGGGAGCUGCAUCCCCCAAGGACAUGCUCAUCCUGGUGGAUGUGAGUGGAAGCGUGAGCGGAUUGACUCUGAAACUCAUACGGACAUCUGUUUCUGAAAUGCUAGAGACCCUCUCGGAUGAUGAUUUCGUGAAUGUAGCUUCAUUUAACAGCAAUGCUCAGGAUGUCAGUUGUUUCCAGCACCUGGUUCAAGCAAAUGUAAGAAAUAAGAAGGUGUUGAAAGAUGCAGUGAAUAACAUCACAGCAAAGGGGAUAACAGAUUACAAGAAAGGCUUUAGCUUUGCCUUUGAACAGCUACUCAAUUAUAAUGUUUCCAGAGCCAAUUGCAAUAAGAUCAUCAUGUUAUUCACGGAUGGAGGAGAAGAAAGAGCACAGGAGAUAUUUGCCAAAUACAACAAAGACAAAAAAGUCCGUGUGUUUACAUUUUCUGUUGGUCAGCAUAACUAUGACAGAGGACCUAUUCAGUGGAUGGCUUGUGAAAAUAAAGGUUAUUAUUAUGAAAUUCCUUCUAUUGGUGCAAUAAGAAUCAAUACUCAGGAAUAUCUAGAUGUUCUGGGAAGACCAAUGGUUUUAGCCGGUGACAAAGCGAAGCAAGUCCAAUGGACAAAUGUGUAUCUGGAUGCACUGGAGCUGGGACUUGUCAUUACUGGAACUUUACCGGUCUUCAACGUCACUGGCCAAUCUGAGAACAAGACAAACUUGAAGAACCAGUUGAUUCUUGGUGUGAUGGGCGUUGAUGUGUCUCUGGAAGAUAUUAAGAGAUUGACACCACGUUUUACACUGUGCCCCAAUGGCUACUAUUUUGCAAUCGAUCCUAAUGGUUAUGUCUUAUUGCAUCCAAAUCUUCAGCCAAAGCCUAUUGGUGUAGGUAUACCGACAAUUAAUUUAAGAAAAAGGAGACCCAACGUUCAGAACCCAAAAUCUCAGGAGCCAGUCACACUGGAUUUCCUUGACGCAGAGUUGGAGAACGAUAUUAAAGUAGAGAUUCGAAAUAAAAUGAUAGAUGGAGAAAGUGGAGAAAAAACAUUCAGAACUCUGGUCAAAUCUCAAGAUGAGCGAUACAUUGACAAAGGAAAUCGAACGUACACAUGGACACCUGUCAAUGGCACAGACUACAGUUUGGCCUUGGUAUUGCCAACCUACAGUUUUUACUAUAUAAAAGCCAAAAUAGAAGAGACAAUAACUCAGGCCAGAUAUUCAGAAACCCUGAAGCCAGACAAUUUUGAAGAAUCUGGCUAUACCUUCAUAGCACCAAGGGAAUACUGCAAUGACCUUAAAAUUUCAGAUAAUAACACUGAAUUUCUUUUAAAUUUCAAUGAAUUUAUUGAUAGAAAAACUCCAAAUAACCCUUCCUGUAAUACAGAUUUGAUUAAUAGAAUCUUGCUGGAUGCAGGUUUUACAAAUGAACUUGUCCAAAAUUACUGGAGUAAGCAGAAAAAUAUCAAAGGAGUGAAAGCACGUUUUGUGGUAACUGAUGGAGGGAUUACAAGAGUUUAUCCCAAAGAGGCUGGAGAAAAUUGGCAAGAAAACCCAGAGACAUAUGAGGACAGCUUCUACAAGCGGAGCCUAGAUAACGAUAACUACAUUUUCACUGCGCCCUACUUUAACAAAAGUGGACCUGGUGCAUAUGAGUCUGGCAUUAUGGUGAGCAAAGCUGUAGAGCUGUAUAUCCAAGGAAAGCUUCUUAAGCCUGCAGUUGUUGGAAUUAAAAUUGAUGUAAAUUCCUGGAUAGAAAAUUUUACCAAAACUUCAAUCAGGGAUCCGUGUGCUGGUCCAGUUUGUGACUGCAGAAGAAACAGUGAUGUAAUGGAUUGUGUGAUUCUAGAUGAUGGUGGAUUUCUCUUGAUGGCAAAUCAUGAUGAUUAUACUAAUCAGAUUGGACGUUUCUUUGGAGAGAUUGAUCCUAGCUUGAUGAGGCACCUGGUUAAUAUAACACUUUAUGCAUUCAAUAAGUCGUAUGAUUAUCAGUCAGUUUGUGAUCCAGGAGCCGCACCGAAGCAGGGGGCAGGACAUCGCUCAGCAUAUGUGCCGUCAAUUGCAGACAUACUACAGAUUGGCUGGUGGGCCACAGCUGCUGCUUGGUCUAUUCUCCAGCAGCUGCUCUUGAGCUUGACAUUCCCACGGCUCCUUGAGGCAGUUGAGAUGGAGGAGGAGGACUUCACAGCCUCCCUGUCAAAGCAGAGCUGCAUCACGGAACAAACCCAGUACUUCUUCGAGAAUGACAGUAAAUCAUUCAGUGGUGUACUGGACUGCGGAAACUGUUCCAGAAUCUUUCAUAUAGAAAAACUUAUGAACACCAACUUAGUGUUCAUAAUAGUGGAAAGCAAAGGAACCUGUCCCUGUGACACGCGGCUGCUCAUGCAAGCAGAACAGACUUCUGAUGGUCCGGAUCCUUGCGACAUGGUUAAGCAACCCAGAUACCGAAAGGGGCCUGAUGUCUGCUUUGAUAACAAUGUCCGGGAGGACUACAGUGACUGUGGUGGUGUUUCGGGGUUGAACCCUUCCUUAUGGUCGAUCACUGGACUCCAGCUUCUACUCCUUUGGCUGGUAUCUGGCAGCAGACACUACCUAUUGUGACCUUCUAAAGCCCAGAUCUGCAACGAAAUUCCAGACCCUGCCAAAACAUGAGCCCUCAGUUACAUUAAAAUAAGGGUCCCUUGAAGACACUACACAGAACAUUAGUUGGCCCUCUACCAUGGCGUAGCUCUAAGGCUCAGAAUCUUGAACAUCCACUGGCUGCAUGUCAGGGUGUUGGAAACUGAAACUUGUGUGAAUGCUGCAUCAUCAAUGUCUAACAUCAAAGCAAAACUCUUUGUUCUCUGUGGGAAGGUUAGGAGUUCACUGUUGCACGGUCAGAGGUUACACGUAAAAGGCUCCCCCAGGCAGGUGUUAUGAAAAGAAGCAGUCUUGACUUUGACCCUGGAUUUCAGCCUGUUGCAGAAGAAGUAAAAGAAGAAAAGGAAACCCUAGUGGGGGGGCAGGUUAUUUUGCCCUCACUUAAUUUCUGUUAAAAGGUAAUUCCUGCUUUGAGUGGCUGUUGAAUAGAGAGAGAGGGAGAGAGAAAAUACAUUGGUCUAAACUGUUGAAAUACAAACUAAUGGCUAAUUUUCUACCAAAAAAAAAUUUGCCAUGAAUAAAAUGCCUUACAAAAGAAUGACUUCUCUGCCAAAAAACAAAACACAACUGACCAGUUGAAUUUUGGUAAGGUACAAAGUGCUGGUUUGAAAAUAAGGAAGGAAGGAAUAAGCUAAAGGUGCUUGCAGGUGAAAUUGGAACUCAUGCCACAUUUCCUCAUAUAUGUAAGCCCUUAAAUGCGUGAAGUAAUGUCCCUUUUUUCACAGUACAGUCAUGUAGUGCUAGCCAGAUAUUUAACACGCUCUAAGAGAAGCUUGUUGGGGGGAGGGGAAAUGUUUUCCUUGUGGUUAAUGAACUUGGGUUGCCAAGGGUAUUUUGCAUGAUGCUGCUGCUAUUUUAAAUUUCUGGUUUGUUUUUCUUCUUACUGUAGAGUAUAGUCCAUUGAAAAGUUAACCGGGUGACAUUAUUGUCAUGUAAGAAUCUGAAUCUUGCCGUGUACAUGCACUUAAGUCAUCCUUAACAUGUUGUUAAACUACUCUGAAUAUACUGUGCAAUGUAAAUGCUGAAUGACUGGGUUAGGCAGAUGGUGAAAGAAGAAUUCAUGGAUUUUAUACAGACUCAUGCUUUUGCCUGAAAACCUAUGUACAGAUAUUUUAAGUACAUAAAUCAGAUUUAACACAUUUAUUUUUUGAAAAGUACAUAUAUGUUCUCAAUGAAGAUUUAUCCUAGGUUUCCUCUUUGUUCGUUUCAAUAGUAGCAUGUACAAUCUAGAAAUUGCUGCUCUUGCUGCUUCUGUCCCUCCAUUUUGGUAUGAUCAUAUGACCAAAAUUUCCAUACAGUUUCAUGAGGGGGUUUUACAUUAAUUUGAACAAAUAGGAAACCUUGAAUCUAUGUGUAUGCAUAUGAACACUUGAUUGUGAAUAAUAAAAUUUGUUUUUAUACAGCCUCCUUGGUGAAAAGCAUUAGUAUAAUAGAUCAGAAAUUUCAUUAUAGAUUAAUAUGGUAACAAAACUUUAUUUAUGCUUCUAAAAGUUAUUUUCAGGAAUAAACAGUAUUUGAAGAAAGGGUAAAAACAAUGAAUGUGUCUAAGGAGAGUAAUUUUACUGUAUGCUGAAAGUAUACAUAUAUUUUUUAUGGUAAAUGAAGUUUUUUUUCUUUUUAGUUAAACAUGCCAAUAUUGGUGUGUGCAUAUGCUGGAAAUUUUCAUAUAUAUCAUUUUACAACCAGACUUAUUACAAAUUCCAGCACACUUUACUAUGCUCCACAUAUCAAAGUUGUAGUCAACUCUUUAGCGUAGUUUAUUUAUUUGUUUAUAGCUUUGCAUAUAUUCUAAUUCCUUCCUGCAUUUUAUAAGUUAUGAUUUUGCUUUAAUUCAAAAGAGAGGAGGGGCAAUUGGAAUCACUCUGCCAACUAAUGUCCUAAGAAAUGACAUCAGUCACCACUUCUAAUGCAUUGCCAUUUUUUAGUGUGUUCAUAACUGCUGCUCACAUUUUAGAAAACAGAAAGUGGUGUAAAAGUAGGGGAACUACAUUUAAGUCAUGUUGCUUGUUAAUUAUUUCAAACGUAUUACCUUUUGCUAGACUGUUUUAAAUCCUGCACAUGUUGGGAAGGGAACUGCUAGUUUAUAUAUAUAUAAGUGAUGCACAUUAAAACCAUUGAAAUGCUUUUGGCAAACAACAACCUACCUUAAAUUAUGUUUAAAGUGUAUUGACUAUGUAUUCCAUGGCUAAUGUCAGUUACAGAGUGUAUUACCACCAAUGACAUUAUCAUUGUAUUAAUCACCAUUGAACUUGGCGUCUCUUGGCAAGGCCCUAUUUGAUUUGAGUUCCACACCAUCACAACUAUAUACAUGAUGAUAAAUUGGUACAAGCAAGCUCUCUGACUAAAACUUGUUUUCAUGACAGACACUAAUAUUCAUGUGUUUGCACACUUCUUUUUUAAAUGACAGUAACAUUCAUCCCAUCAAAAUUACAAUAUUAAAUUUAACAUUUUUUUCUGCAAAUUCUGUUGACAAAAGUAGUAUAGUCUGUUAUUUCCAGGAACAAAACUAUAUAAAAUAUCAUUUUUAAACACUUUUAAACUAUUUUUAUGUAGUUAACUGUUGCGAUACUUAUGUAGCUCAGUGUACUUUGUCAUGUAAACUAAGUCAAAACAAGUCUUGCAUUGGUGUUAAGUAGCAGGAAAGAAUUUUUGCACAAGUGGUUUCAUCUUUUCUUCAUUUGAACAACCAGCAUUACUGCCAAACACCAAUCGUGGUUCAUAUUUGUAACAGGUUUUUAACAUGACAUAGUUAGCAAGUUUGACUGAUGAGAUUUUUAGGUCCUGGGCCUACAAGAUUUUAGUAUGAUCUUUUUUCAUGUUUCUAACGCUUGAAGCAUUAUUGCUUACCUUGGAAAACACAGUGUUGCUGCCAUUUGUAAGUUUUCCUAUAUAUAAUAUUCCUUUUACUAACUGUAAAACUAGCCUUAUGGGGUUCAAAUAGGCAGUAUCCCUUUUAAGUGACCUUUGCAACCCAAGUGUUACUUGCUUAUUUGAUGCUCUCUUGUACUUUACAUCUCAUUUAAAUGCCUGUCUUGGAGUCACCAAAGCUUAAAUUCUACGUCUUAAUUUAAAACUACAGGCACAGAGUCUAACCUACUGAGACACAAUGGAUUGUGUGAUUGUUUUCCACUUGCCCCAAAUUCCAGAUAUUUUAUCAUUAGCUGGAACUUGCAUUGUUUUCCAUAACAGAAUGUUAAUAUUAUUGAUAUUCAGUGUACAUUUCUGUAAAGAGCAAAUCACUAAACAUAACUAUCAAGUAAUGAAAACUUCCAGAAUUUUGCAGAAAUAGAUAACUCUUACCAGUGGUUUAAUCUACCUUAUUUCUAGUUCAUAUAAACAAACCAUGGGAAUUCCACUGAGACUCUUGGGAUACUGUCUUGUGUAGAUGCCAUGUGAGUUUCCAAUGUGACCUGGCAAAGCUGUCCUUUCCUUGUGCUGUGUGACUGGUGUCAUGCUUUAAGGAUUCCUUCCAUGAAAGCUCAUUGUGCAUCAUGCAAAAGGCCAAGUGGCUUUUGUGAACAACAGAUUUUCCCUCCCCUUAUUAUGUUCUCUUGACACUUUUGUGGAAAUUAACUAGUCGGAUGAACACAUUUUGUAAAAAUUUGUAUAAUACUGUUAUAAAAAAUUUAUAAUCCCAGAAAAUGUUGUGUUAAAUCUUGUGCACAAACAGUAUAUUCAGAAUAAAAGUUUAUCAUUGAAAGUCACCAUACAGUUUGAGGGUUUGUCUUUUUUUUUUUAAAGAUCCAGUUGAAAGGGACAGGCACCUAUCAUACAUAUAUUUUUAAAAAACAGUCUGUCUGGGUGAAGAGAUUUCUAGAUUGCAGAAAUAAAGCUUUGUUUCAGAAGUGUGAUUUUAUAGUCACAAACCUCAACUUAUACAGGAAUACAUAGAUGAUUCUUUAUGGAACUGGCCUUCCUCACCUGUGCAGUCUCC